AAUCUAUAUAAAAAAAAAAAAGGACUCAGUGACAGACGGCACGAGUGCAAAUUGAAAAUCAUCGGAGAUUGCAGGGUUAGCGUUUUCCGAUUCUUCCGUCUGAGAUCCGUCGACUUUUGAAAUUUCCUGUGGUCUCACUCUUUUCAAGAUAGAGCAGAAAUGACCGACAGUCAACUCUUCAACAAUAUCUCUCUCGGCGGCCGCGGAGGCACCAAUCCUGGGCAGCUUAAGAUACAUUCUGGAGGAAUCCUUUGGAAGAAACAAGGAGGUGGUAAAGCAGUGGAAGUAGAUAAAGCUGAUGUUGUAGGAAUAACAUGGAUGAAAGUACCAAGGACAAAUCAACUUGGAGUCAGAAUCAAAGAUGGAUUGUAUUACAAAUUCUUUGGAUUCCGGGAUCAGGACCUUGCAAGCUUGACCAAUUAUUUCCAGAGCACUUGUGGAAUAACACCAGAAGAGAAGCAACUUUCAGUCAGUGGCCGUAAUUGGGGAGAGGUUGAUCUAAAUGGAAAUAUGCUCACUUUUUCAGUUGGUUCAAAGCAAGCAUUUGAAGUAUCAUUAGCAGAUGUCUCACAAACACAGCUGCAAGGGAAAAAUGAUGUCAUCUUGGAGUUCCAUGUGGAUGAUACAACUGGAGCUAAUGAGAAAGACUCAUUGAUGGAGAUAAGUUUCCAUAUACCUAGUAACAAUGCCCAGUUUGUUGGUGAUGAAAAUCAUCCUCCUGCACAGGUUUUCCGGGACAAAAUUAUGUCAAUGGCAGAUGUUGGUGCUGGAGGUGAAGAGGCUGUUGUUACAUUUGAUGGUGUUGCAAUCCUGACACCAAGGGGUCGUUACAAUGUCGAACUUCAUUUGUCAUUCUUGCGGCUUCAAGGACAGGCCAACGAUUUCAAAAUUCAGUACAGCAGCGUUGUUCGCCUCUUUUUACUUCCUAAGUCUAACCAGCCACAUACCUUUGUUAUUGUCACUCUUGAUCCACCAAUCCGCAAGGGCCAAACUUUGUAUCCACACAUUGUGUUACAGUUUGAUACCGACAAUGUGAUCCAGAGCUCUUUGUCAAUAAAUGAAGACCUUUUGAGCACAAAGUACAAGGACAAAUUAGAACCAUCUUAUAAGGGUCUCAUUCAUGAUAUGUUUACAGCAAUACUGCGUGGCUUGUCUGGUGCUAAAGUAACUAAACCAGGAAAAUUCCGUAGCUGUCAAGAUGGUUAUGCUGUGAAGUCGUCAUUGAAAGCUGAAGAUGGCCUCUUAUAUCCACUUGAGAAAAGCUUCUUCUUCUUACCCAAGCCUCCAACCCUUAUUCUUCAUGAAGAGAUUGAUUAUGUUGAAUUUGAGAGGCAUGCUGCUGGUGGCUCAAAUAUGCAUUACUUUGAUCUCCUUAUCAGACUCAAAACUGAACAAGAACAUCUGUUUCGGAACAUCCAGAGAAAUGAGUACCAUAAUCUUUUUGACUUCAUUAGUGGGAAGGGUAUGAAAAUUAUGAACCUGGGUGAUGUGCAAACCACAAAUGGAGUGGCUGCUGUUCUCCGGAACAAUGAUGAUGAUGCUGUUGACCCGCAUCUUGAGCGUAUUAAGAAUGAAGCCGGAGAUGAAAGUGACGAAGAGGAUGAAGAUUUUGUUGCUGACAAAGACGACGAAGGCUCACCUACUGAUGAUUCUGGGGAGGACGAUUCUGAUGCUAGUGAAAGCGAUGGUGAGAAAAAGAAGCCUAUGAAAAAGGAAUCUACUAAGGAGCCUUCAUCUUCUAAGCCAGCAUCUAAGAAGAGAUCCAAAGAUGCAAAUGAGGAUGCAUCUAAGAAGAAAAAACCGAAAAAAAGAAAGGAUCCAAAUGCACCAAAGAAGGCAAUGUCUGGUUUCAUGUUCUUCUCGCAAAUGGAAAGGGAGAAUGUUAAGAAAAGUCAUCCCGGCAUUGCUUUUGGUGGGGUUGGCAAAGUUCUUGGAGAUAGGUGGAAACAAUUGUCAGCGGAGGAGAAAGAACCAUACGAAGCUAAGGCUCGAGCAGAUAGAAAGCGUUAUGAAGAGGAAGUUAGCGGCUAUAAGAACCAGCAGCCAGUGAAUGUGGACUCGGUGAAUAAAUCUGAUAAUGAAUAGAUAGUAAUGUUACUGAUUUCUCAAUUUUGAGACUCAGAGGAGAGGAAUCCUUUUCUGUUUAAAACCGUUAUCUCGUUUUAGAUUUUCACGAGGGAAAUCAUUCGCGCGUUGCGGCGAAUGUAUUGUUCUAUUGAUUUUUUAAAAUUUUGUUUUAUAAUCAUUCAAUUAUUAGUUCGAUUUAUUUAUUUUUUUA
Messenger RNA from Jatropha curcas, 2278 nucleotides. RefSeq names its product FACT complex subunit SSRP1. The record is from RefSeq and is a predicted model, not a curated record. Lineage: Eukaryota; Viridiplantae; Streptophyta; Magnoliopsida; Malpighiales; Euphorbiaceae. Gene Ontology annotation, cellular component: FACT complex; nucleus. Gene Ontology annotation, molecular function: DNA binding; nucleosome binding; histone binding.